Vigna angularis (adzuki bean) is the source of this 1612-nucleotide messenger RNA. RefSeq lists its product as uncharacterized. Lineage: Eukaryota; Viridiplantae; Streptophyta; Magnoliopsida; Fabales; Fabaceae. Bases 666 to 1532 code for a protein of 288 amino acids. Gene Ontology annotation, molecular function: zinc ion binding. The record is from RefSeq and is a predicted model, not a curated record. The transcript has 3 exons.
UGAAAAAUUCUCACACUGCACCGCAGCCAUGUAGUAGGAGCUUCUGCUUAAGGCACUAUCUAUCAUAUAAAGUAGACAAAGCUCACCCACCCACCACUCACACUGUGCACCCACUUGCUCAUUGCAAACUUUUUUCCCCAGAUAAUCUUCAAUUUCUGCAAUUGGAUUAAUUUACUUAAUAAUAAGUGAAUAAAUGCUCUUUUUUUUUUGUAAUGUACAGUCAUCCGUAUCUAUCUCGGUACAACAGUACGAGGGUUUCUCUUAAAUUUCCCAAUAAAGACAAAGUCAUCUUUUUUAUUUCCUUCCUUUUCUUGAAUCACCACCCUAAAUAAUCUAAGGAUUCCAUUGCACUCAAUCUCCCAGUCCUGUUGUUGGUUUUUUUUCUUUUUUUCGUAGUUUCUUUCAUUUCCUAAUUUUUCUCCUAUUUUCCUCCAUUAAUCACGCAGGUUUUACCUGGCGUGAGUUGGAUUGAAACAUGUCAGAUGAUAUGAACUGUUUAUGGAAUUUAAUAUUUUGAGGUAAAGCCCAUCUCUUUGCGGCUAUUCGGGGGCUUGUUUCCUUGGACAGUGAGGUCGUCCAUCUCAUAGGUGACAUCCCAGGAGUUUUUUUAGGUGGGGUUUGUACUGUGGCAUUGUAAGAGUAUCUUGAGAGUGAACGGCUUGUCAAUGGAUCAAGAUAGAGGUGAAGUAUUGGAUCCGGUUCAUGACAAGAGUUUAAGUCAUUUGGUUGAACGGGUUGCAAUUGCUAGCGACAGUACAAGUGAAGAAGCUGGAACUUCGAGACGGGUCGAUGAGAAUUCAGGAUCUGAUAAGGAGCUAAAGGAGGAAGUUAAGGGUCAAGACAAUCAUGGUCGAGAAAAUUUCAGUGAUAAGUUACCUGGGGUUGAUCAGGGAACUUGUAAUUCAAACCAUUUGGUUAAUCAAGAAGUGAUUGAAAGUGUGAUUGUGAUUGACCCUAUUCGGACUGAGUACAUGAAUGAAGAUAAUAGGAAAUUGGAAGUAAAAGUUGAGGAAUCGGGGUUGAGCUUGGGGUCCAUGAAAGCAGCAAAAGAGGUGUCUGAAACUGAUAAAAGUUCAUGUGUGAUUGAUAUAAAGUGCAGCAGCCACAAAAAGUUAUAUGACGAUUCUGAAGGUGAAACAAUUUGUAGGAUUUGCCAUCUGACUUCUGGUCAAUCACCGGAUGUAACAAUUGUUGGCACUGCUAAUAGUGCUACAAGAGUAGAUUUGAUUCAGCUUGGUUGUGCAUGUAAAGAUGAACUAGGCAUCGCGCACGUUCACUGUGCUGAGGCGUGGUUCAAGCUCAAGGGGAACAGGUUAUGUGAAAUAUGCGGUGAGCCUGCAAAAAAUGUUUCAGGUGUUAGCAGUAAUGGGUUUAUAGAAGAGUGGAAUGAAAGAAGAUUCAUGGACAACGAUGGUAACUCAUCCCCAAGAGUUCUUGGAUGCUGGCGAGGACAGCCAUUUUGUAACUUCUUGAUGGCAUGCCUGGUGAUAGCUUUUGUUCUGCCUUGGUUUUUUCGUGUAAAUAUGUUCUAGCUCAUGAAUCGAACUACAUAAUUUUUGCCUUCAACUCUUCCUUCCUACCAAUGUGGUGAGUGAAUGAUUGGUUUCUGACA